Molecule: messenger RNA, 2117 nt
Organism: Triplophysa rosa
Lineage: Eukaryota; Metazoa; Chordata; Actinopteri; Cypriniformes; Nemacheilidae
Gene: mob1ba
Product: MOB kinase activator 1Ba
Exons: 6
Coding region: 174-824 (216 amino acids)
Biological process (GO): positive regulation of protein phosphorylation; hippo signaling
Cellular component (GO): nucleus; cytoplasm
Molecular function (GO): protein kinase activator activity
Source: RefSeq, a predicted model, not a curated record
UUUGGCUUUUGUUGAGACUUUGGAUAGGAAGGAGAACUUUUGCACAGACAGGAUCAUUGUUGUUGGAUUGUUAAGGACAUUGAUCCUGAAAUAUCUGGCUUUUACAUCAUCUGACUGUCAAAAUAACGGAUCAAUAUCGAUUUCCGAAGCCCAACGCGUUUCUUCAAAGAGAGAUGAGCUUUUUAUUUGGAAGCCGCUCGUCGAAGACGUUCAAGCCAAAGAAGAACAUUCCAGAGGGCUCGCACCAGUACGAGCUCCUGAAGCAUGCAGAGGCCACGCUGGGCAGUGGAAACCUUCGCAUGGCUGUCAUGCUGCCCGAUGGAGAAGAUCUUAAUGAAUGGGUGGCAGUCAACACUGUUGACUUCUUCAACCAGAUCAACAUGCUGUAUGGGACCAUCACAGACUUCUGCACUGAGGAAAGCUGCCCGUUAAUGUCUGCUGGACCCAAGUAUGAAUAUCACUGGGCAGAUGGCACCAACAUCAAAAAGCCAAUCAAAUGUUCAGCUCCGAAAUACAUUGAUUACCUGAUGACUUGGGUCCAAGAUCAGCUUGACGAUGAAACACUUUUCCCUUCAAAAAUAGGGGUUCCUUUCCCAAAGAACUUCAUGUCGGUGGCCAAGACGAUUUUGAAGAGACUGUUCCGUGUUUACGCUCACAUCUACCACCAGCACUUUGAUUCUGUAAUCCAGCUGCAGGAGGAGGCGCACCUCAACACCUCUUUCAAGCACUUUAUCUUCUUUGUUCAGGAAUUUAAUUUGAUUGACAGGAAAGAACUUGCACCCCUUCAGGAGCUGAUUGAGAAGCUCACAUCCAAGGACAGAUAAAUCUGCUCCUGUCAGCACAUCUUUUCCCAUUUCUGUGUACAGACAGCCUGGCUUUACUCUCUGUUUUUGACAGGUGUGUGGGAAAGUUUCCUCAGAGUUGGAAAUAGGCUGACUCAAAAAAUCCCUUGACAAGCUACAACUCAACCAUAGGUCAAGGUCACAGUGGAAUUAUACUAAAGUCUUUUUGACGUUGUCUCAAACACUAUCUAAGUGCCUGAUAUGUCCACUUUCAAAUGUUAACAUUUGUACAAAAAAACACCACUUAUUAUGCUUUUGACUUUUUAGGAGUACCAUGCGUAUUGAUGAUAAUUAGUGUUAUGUUGUUUUCUCUUGAUGGAUUUAUUUAGAUGUUUAUAGAUAAAAAUACUGAAUGAAGCAUACACUAAUUUUCACAAAUAUGAAGAGUAAAAGUCUUGGCUGUUUUUUAACUACUACUUGUGUCUCAUUAGGUAUUUGGAAAUUUUGUUUCACUUUCCGUAGUGGGACAGCUUUGUUUGCAUCCUAUUUUAUCUAGCCCUCAGUGAAUGUCCCCUUGCUUGUUGUGACACCAUUCACUGAAGAAAUGUACCUUUGGGCCUGCGGUUAUGUCAAAAUGCUUUUAUACUGUUAUGUUUAUUCUGGAAAGUACUUGUAUAUUGAUGAGCCAGACUCCCAGUGUUUCAAGGUUUGUCUGAUACAUGCUGGGAUAAAAUGAGCUGACUAUGCAAGAUUGGUAUUUCCUAUUAUUAUUUUUUUUUUGUAGAUACCCCCUUAUAUACCAGGCAUUUGAAUUCUUUUCACAGUUUUUCCAUGGAUGUCAGUGGCUACUCCAAACACAGGCCCACAAUAAACCUAAUGAAAAUUAUGCAUUUCUCUUGCUUUUUGCCCAGCUGUUCUGUGACCUAAGUAUUUCAAGCAUCCAUAAUAAAAUCUUUAACAACAAUUUAUGAGGUGAAUGAAAAUUCAACCCGUUUCAUGUCAUUUAAAAUGUGUAAAUUUUACAAUCUGCUAUAAUUUAAACUUUGUAUAUGUUUGGUCUUCAUGAAGUUUCACCCCAUGAAUGUUCAUUUAUAUGAAUGUUACUGAAAAUGUAAUUAUUCUGAAUUAAUGGCUUAAAAGAUUUUUAAACCACUCCGUUUUAAAACAGUACAAGAUUGAUCAUAGACAAAUGUACUACACAUUUUUGAGCGCAAGAUGUAUAUAAUGUAAACAGAAAGGUAUGCAAUUGGAAUAACAUGAAAUGCUUAACUUGCUGAACUUUUGUGGUACAAUGCUGAAUACUGUUUAUAGGAUAAUAAACCUUGUUUAAAAAGA